AGACUCGAGCCAAUCGGGGUCGGCCGGCUCGCCAGUUACUUUUCGCGAUCCAUCGUGGCCGCUCUUCCGCGGCGCAGGUAGAUAGACGGGCGACAGUCAGUUAGUCAGUCGGUGAGACCGGAAGGAAGGAAGGGUGUAGGAGGAUCGGUGGGAUUUCAAGAGUGAACAGGAAAAGCUAAGGAAGGAAAGAAAACGCGGGGCGGGAGUGCAAAGGGGUGAGCGAAAGCGGUAACGCACAAAGAGAGCCAAAAGGAAGGCGGGAAGGUGAAAAAGAAAAAGCACGAGAAGUGCGGUGCGCGAGAGGAAGACAUAAAGAGAGAUAUCAAGAGCGGAGGAAAGGCGCGAAGAAAGCGACAGAGAAAGAGAGGAAAGGAAGAGAGAGAGAGAAAGCAGAGGGUGAGAGAGAUCACCUAGGUACUCUGGCCCCGUAGCCGGAGUCCGCAUUCACCGCACAAAAGCACAACUUGCGCACUGUUGCGUCGCGUUACCAAGCUACUGCGCGAGCAACCCGAACUGUGCCGUUCGGCCACCCCUGCCGAGCAGUCGAGUGCUUUCGUGCGGAGUGUUUACGUCGUCGCGCGGGUAAACAGCACACGUUGUCGCGUUGCAGCUCCCGUAACUCUGUGCCCCACGCGAGCGCUCCUACCCCUUUCUCUUUCGAUCAGCGUGGAUCAGCUGGACGCGCUUUUACGUUCGGUUCCUUGUUCUUGCAUCCUCCGAGUGGCGGGAUAUCCGGGCCUUCAUUUACUCACUCACUCACAGCGGAUGUGAGAGAACAGCAUUCGCGGAGCCGAGCGUGAUUGUCCAAUCGCCGACACCAUAGUCGAGUUAGCUGAAGCUACGUGCGUGCGUGCAUUCGUUCAUUUGUUCGUACGUGCGUGUGGUACGCAGGAAUAUCCGACUAGAACCGAUUGAAAGCUAAAUGUCUUCGGCUUAAACGUUCAUCCCCGUGAUAUAAUGCGAGCAGCACAUUGAUGUUCUCGCGUCAACUCGUGGCACUUUGCAGCGUCGUUUUCGCAUUCACGUCGCUUCGUCUCGAGGGUUGCUAGAGAUCUCGUGGACUUCCGGUGAACUCGAUCGCGUCGCGUGAGACAGAACACGCUGCUGGUGCGCGCGCUCGCGUGGAAUCGAAUCGCAGACAUCGGGAUCGCCGUGCACUCGGGGGAGUCACGCUAAAUCGACGGAGGGUAGCGCAGCAGGGAAAACGACGGCACUGUGACGGCCCGGCGGUGUGCGACGUGAUCUGUGCGACGAGAUACGUGACUGACUUGAAUCCCGUGCUCGUUUGCGUGUACGUAGUCCGUUGUGCUCCGAACGAAACUCUCACCGCGUUGCGAGUUGAAGCGCGCGCGAGCGGAAUCGGGACCGAACAGAAGAAACUAAGGGGUAAAAAGAGAAAGAGACUGACUCAGAGAAGCACAAAGACGCUCCAGGAACGACGUUGACCUCAUCGUCGUUUGCGCUGGAUGCCACUACGUCGUCGCGACGCGAAUAAGUACCGUACGCGCGCGGCCGUACGGUAGUUGUCAUUUGUGCCUGGCGUACGUUCGCGCGGCAAAGUGACUACCCCAAAGUGUGGCGGCGGUGACAGGAAGAAGGUACAGCCGCGCGACGUCAUCGUCAGCAUCAAUGACAGGCGCAGCCAAGGCAUCGAACUGAGGACGAUUCCUGAUCUAUCCAACGGAAACCACAAUAGCUCUGUCGAGUACGCGGACGGUAAUAAGCAGAUUCUGACCACUAGCCUGACGCAUCACUAUGCUGCAGUGAUGGACAGCGAGGGCACGUUAGGCCGUGGUCAUUCAAAUGGGGGCCGUGGGCUGCGCCGUCAGCGGUCCCUGGAAUGGAGAGAACGGCGCGGUUACGGUGCUGGUGCCCAAUCCAGCAGCGACGAUGAAGAUAAUGCACGCCAUGCGGUGGGGCCCGUCUCGAGUUCGUCCGGCACGAGAGGGGCCCGUAGUCCCGGCCAAGUCUUCGCCUCCAUCCUGGCGCAACAAUACGGCAAUGCGGGCGACAGAUCGUACCGUACGGGAUCCGACACGGAAGGCGCAGCAACCACGGACAACCCGACAACGCCAUUUCCUACGCCGCCCCCAACCUUGACACCGAAUCAUCGGCAGGCUUCUCCGUUUCCCCUCGAAAGCACAAACUCCCGUCGGCAUCAUUAUAACGGCAGCAUAUCUUCCGAGAGAUCUCGCAACGGCAAUGGUGAGACCGUUUACGCGGCGUCCGCAAAAAAGGCGACUUCCGGCGGCGGUACCUUAGGUCGAAGAACGCGCCGAGGUCACGCAAGCGCCUUGAGCAGUAGUUCCACCGCGAGCGACCGUUCCGAAACUGUCUUCCCUGAUGAGCACACUCGCAUACAUCUCACCAAUGGUCUGCCCAGGCCUAUUUACUUUGCAGAUACCGGUAGGGAUUCCCCGCCAGAACCCGCGCCGCCGGAAGUGCCGCCGCGUGGACCAUCUCUGCACGCAACGCACACCUUGCGCACGCAACAAAACCGAAACGGUUGCCCGCCGAACGCCGCAUCAGGAAAUUUCACUGUGCCAAGUGAUCAAAUGCCGAACGAGACGUAUUCGGAGUACUUGAUGUCAGGAAGUCCACGGAGUUAUCCGGCGCGUUCCCCGGGGGUCGCUUCCACGCCAACCGUGACCAGGCUUCCGCCACCGCAACAGCAAGUGACGGUGGGUUCUCUGGGCGGCGGUUUAGGUGGCGCCGGAAAUGGCGGUACCGCAACAGUAGGCGCGCAGGGCCAGGCGAUGGUGAUGCCGGGUUUUCCGCUUCGCGCCGCAGCGGUGCCGCACUACUCCCCGUACUCGCCGUCGCGCUUUCACAUCGACAAACGCUGUCAGCACAGGUGCUCCUGGAAAUGCUUCUCGAUCGCGCUGAUCCUCGUCACCGUGGCACUCAUGGCGAUGCUGGCGUACUUUGCGACAGUGAAUUCCAUGCGCCAGAUCGACAGUACUAAUUGCAUCCUGGUUCAAGAUAUCAAGGCUGUCACUCACGAAAAUGCACACGUACACGACUCGAUAUCCACGCAGAUACCCACAGAAGAAUCCCUGCCGACGAGCACGGCGGAGCAUUCCAGCGCCGCGGACAACACGGGCGAUCAGCAGAGCGAUCCGCAGAUUCAGCAGUCGGCGCAGCAAUGGCCGGCCGUGCUGGAGCUGCAGGCCUACAACGUCGCGCACUCCUCCGUGAUAGCGCCGUACAACUUCUGGAACACCGAAUUCCGCAACAAGCAACCGGCGUUCAUCAGGCUGAACCUCACCCUGCCGUGGGGUGCGAAUUUCGCCGUGUACGGCAGGCGGAACGUCGCGCCCAGCGUUACCCAGUACGACUUCGUCGAAUUCGUGAAGGGUGGCAGGGUGAUGCAGAGGCUGAAGCGGGAUGUGGCCACGGAGGCGGUCAGCUUCAUGAAGUCCAGCAAUGCGCAGGAGCACGUGGCAUCGUCGGUGGUGUCUUACCAGCAUGUACUCGUAAGACGGUCCGUUGUUGAGCCGCUGAUGGUCAAUGUGAGUCUGCUGCAGUAUUUCGACACCGGCGACUGGUUCCUGUCCGUGUACAACGACGAGCUGCAGCCCUACAAAGUCACUCUGAUCAUCACGGAGGCCGAAGGAGUCUCCACCACGUGUCCCAAUGACUGUUCCGGACGUGGAUCCUGCUACCUCGGCAAGUGCGACUGCAUCGAUGGUUAUCAGGGCGCCGACUGCAGCAAGAGCGUGUGCCCGGUCUUGUGUUCCUCUCAUGGACAAUACGGCGGCGGUAUGUGCCACUGCGAGGAGGGCUGGAAGGGCUCCGAAUGCGAUAUACCUUUAGGUGACUGCCAGGUUCCCGAUUGCAACCAGCAUGGCCAAUGCGACAGAGGAUCGUGUGUCUGCAAUCCUGGGUGGAAGGGUGUCUUCUGCGACGAACCGGACUGUUCCGACCCGAACUGCAGCGGCCACGGCGCCUGUGUCUCCGGCAAGUGCUACUGCAAGGCUGGCUGGCAGGGCGAGCGGUGCAACCAGGUCGAUCAGCAGGUGUAUCAGUGUCUGCCGGGCUGCUCCGACCAUGGCACGUACGACCUCGAGUCUGCGGCCUGCAUCUGCGAAGAGCACUGGACCGGGGUCGAUUGCUCGCAGCCGAGUUGCGGCCUGGAUUGUGGACCGCAUGGAUCCUGCGAGCAGGGUCGCUGCAAAUGUCACGACGACUGGACCGGCACGAAAUGCGAUCAGAAACCGUGCGAUUCGCGUUGCGCCGAACACGGCCAGUGCAAAAAUGGAACUUGCGUGUGCAGUCAGGGAUGGAAUGGAAGACAUUGCACAUUACCCGGAUGCGAGAAUGCGUGCAGUCGUCACGGAUUAUGCACGUUGCAAGAUGGCGAAUACAGUUGCGAAUGCUCGACAGGGUGGGCCGGCAGAGAUUGCAGUAUACAGCUUGAGAUGGAGUGCAAUGACUACGUUGAUAAUGACGAAGAUGGCAUGAUGGACUGCUCUGACAGCGAGUGCUGCACGCACGACGCUUGCUCAGAUCAUAUCAUGUGCCUUACUAGUAAUAAUCCCGUGGACGUUCUCCUCCGGAAACAACCGCCCAGCGUCACGGCGUCCUUCUAUCAGCGGGUGAAGUUUCUCGUCGAGGAGAACAGCGUACAGAGCUACGCCCACAUGGACGAGUACACGGAAAGUACGUUCUGGAGUUCCUUUACACCGCGUCGAGUUGCGGUGAUGCGAGGCCGAGUCGUUACCGAACAAGGACUCGGAAUAGUAGGCAUCAGAGUGUCCGUGGACAAAGAGGCACGCUUCGGAUUCACCUUGACCAGGACUGACGGAUGGUUCGACGUCCUUGUCAAUGGCGGAGGUGCCGUGACGCUUCAAUUCCAGCGUAGUCCCUUCAAGCCCCUCACGAGGACCGUCUUCGUACCCUGGAAUCAGAUCGUGGUCCUGCCGCCCAUCGUGAUGGUCCUCAGCAAGGAAGGUGAACCGUACAAAUCUAACCAGCCGCCGAGUCCGGCGAUGGGCUUCCCAGGGAUUUCAAUGGGACUCUUUAGCGAGCACGGCCCGUGCUUGGAGCACGAUCACGAGAUGCUACGGCCCAUCAUCGUCAGCACGUGGAUGCCGGAGAAAGUUGGCGGUUUGCCUGGAAAGAGCUUGGUCUUCUCUGAGAGCCAGAUCGUACAGGAAAGCAUCGCUAUUCCGGGUUCAAAUCUCCACUUGAUGUAUCAAAGCAGCCAGGCUGCAGGCUACCUCUCCACCGUGAGAAUGCAACUGACCGGACCGUUCAUCCCGAAAUCGCUGACGCACGUACACGUACACGUAGAGAUUGAGGGCUCGCUCCAUACAAAAACAUACGAGGCUGACCCAAAUCUGACGCACACGUUCGCCUGGAACAAGAGGAACGUUUACAAGCAGAAGGUGUACGGCGUGGCACAGGCGAGGAUUUCGAUCGGCUAUCAGCACUCUACUUGUCCGUCGGUGAUAUGGGAGACGCAAACGGCCAUUCUGCAGGGUUUCGAUGUCGACAUCUCCGAUAUCGGCGGCUGGGGACUUGACAUCCAUCAUCAUUACAAUUUCCACGAGGGGAUCCUGCAGAAAGGCGACGGCUCGACCCUCCACUUCAAACAGUACCCACGCACCGUGAAAGUGGUGAUGGGCACCGGCCUCCAGAGGAGUCUAGUGUGUCAGAAUUGCAACGAUCUCGCUAAGGAUUCCAGACUUUUGACACCAGUGGCCCUUACCAGUGGGCCCGACGGUAGCAUCUAUGUUGGCGAUUUCAACCUCGUGCGCAGGAUCACGCCUGAAGGAAACGUCUACACCGUCCUGAUUCUGAGCGCGACGCAAGUGGCAUAUCAAUACUACCUGUGCAUCUCGCCGGCUGAUGGACACUUGUACAUCAGCGACCCGGAGAAGCAUCAAAUAUUAAAGGCUCUCUCGCUGGAGCAGGUACAAGAUCCCAGUAUCAAUAUCGAACCCGUGGUCGGUAGUGGCGAGAGAUGUAUUCCUGGUGAUGAAGGACAUUGCGGCGACGAGGGUCCAGCCAUCCACGCGAAAUUGGCUCAUCCCAAAGGGAUCGCGAUCGCGGCCGACAAAACAAUGUAUAUCGCCGAUGGAACCAACAUUCGUGCGGUUGAUCCUCGCGGUAUCAUACACACGCUCGUGGGACAUCAUGGUCAUCACAACCACUGGUCACCCGCACCUUGCAUCGGAGCCAUUCCCGCACAUCAGGCCCAGUUACAAUGGCCAACUGGACUAACGCUAAGCCCGCUAGACGGAUCAUUGCACUUUAUCGACGACAGGCUGGUCCUAAAACUCACCAGCGAUUUGAAGGUGCGGGUGGUAGCUGGGACACCUCUCCACUGCACCAGCAGUGCAAACGGCAAUAAUAACAACGAGCUAUUGAAGAUGAACUUAACCAGCACUCUGAAAAAAUUAGACGAAGUGCUUGGAUCGGUGUUGGCCGUCGGUUUCAGUCCAACCGGCGAACUAUACAUAGCGGAUCGUGAUUCUCAUCGUGUGAACUCCAUCAGGAUCGUCGAUUCGUCUGGGAAAAUGUCGCACUUUGCUGGUCAGCAGCAGGAGAGACUGCGUGGGCAAUGCGAGUGCAACAACACUACGCCCAGUAGCAAAGACAUCGACGCGUGCACUUGCACGGACGAUACCAGCAGCACGGAGACCCUUCUGUCGUCAAAUGUCAAGUUCACUGCGAUAUCCGCCCUGGCAGUGUCACCGGACGGCAUUCUGCACGUGGCCGAUCAGGGUAGCCUUCACAUCCUCGCCCUGCAGCCGUACUUGCCGAAUCAUGACGAGAGUGGCGAGUUCAACAUCCCAUUCCCACCUUCAAACGAAGUCUAUGUGUUCAAUCGUUACGGUCAGCACAUCUCCACAAAGGAUCUGACGUCCGGCAAGACUCGUUAUUCAUUCCUGUACAGCAAGAACACGAGCUUCGGCAAACUGUCUACAGUGACGGACAGUGCGGGCAACAAGAUUCAAUUCCUGCGUGACUAUAGCAGCGUCGUCAGCUCCAUUGAGAAUACGCAGGAUCACAAAUCUGAAUUGAAGAUUUCCGCGGUUGGAUUCCUCGAGAAGUUAUCGGAACGCGGUAGAGCGGAAAUCGCCCUCGGCUACGAUGGGUCUACGGGUUUGCUCACCAGUCGAUCAGGAGGGGAUGAAACGUACAUAUAUAAUUACGAUAGUCUGGGACGUGUCACCGAUGUGAUACUGCCGACAGGCGAGAAGCUAAAACUAUUGUCGGAUUUGUCUGAUGAGGAUGAUGGAUUGUUAGUAAAGGUGUCUGCACCACUGCAAGCUUUAUCGAAAGGUGACAAACAGCGAAUCGUGGAGUUCAAAAUGAAGAACGAGAAGUCGAAGAUGUUGACGAUCACUGACGGUACUAAGCUUCUGAAGGCCAUUGCGUUUACGAACAGCAGCCUGGAAGUAUUUCUACCUGGUGGUGGUCGACUACUGAGCGCGGCGAUGACGAAGCACCCACUACUGGAGGCAGCUCUACCAGUAGAAGCGGAAAUGUUGCCUAUGUGGAGCUACCAACUAAUGUCAUUGGGUGAACUGACAAACACCAUGACGACCACGUACAACCUAGUCGGAGACGUCAGCCACUUCCAACAGACGCUCAACAGGGAGAUCUGGGUGAACGACACGCGAGUGAUCGGAGUCGAAUUCGAACAGGCGUUUAGUCGCGAGACGUUCUACGACAAGGCAGGAACUCCUCUAUUGACGGUCACCUUCGAUCAGGCCGGCCUGCCGCUGGUCUGGCAGCCGCACGAAUUGGGCCACAACCUCAGCAUCACCUACGAUCGCUUCAAUAGAAUCGAGAGCUGGAAAUGGGGCGCUUCCGAUGAAUCCUACGGUUAUGACCGGCACGGCCAGCUGGCAGAGAUUACUAACAGCAAGGAUGGCACGAAACGUUACACCUAUAACGAUUUCAAUAUGCUAUCGAUGAUCACGCUUGCCAGCAACAGAAAAUUCGCGCUGCAAUACGACGACGAUGGCGGACUACGACACAUCAUUCUGCCAUCAGAAACCAAACAUUCCUUCUCCUGCCAAGCAUCUCUUGGUUUCCUGCGAGUCACAUACACACCACCCGGAAGUACCCGAGCUUACUUGCAACAUUAUAGUCACGAUGGGAAUCUGCUGCAGACUGUGUUCCCAGGUGAUGGAGCACGCAUCGUCUACAGAUAUCAUACCUCAGGCCAAGUGGCGGAAGUUGUGCACGGCGACGGCAAGAGCGAGAUCCGGUAUACCGAGAGCGGAUUACCCUCUGAAGUGAUACACACUGAGAGAGAUGUAGAAUACAAAUGGGACUAUCAGUACAGCGCGGGAUUGUUGGUAGAAGAGCGUAUCGAUUUUGGUGCGAAGACUGGCUUGAGUAACGCCAAGUUCACUUUCGAAUACGAUUCGAACUUCCGGCUGGUCGCGGUGCAGGGCAGAAUAGGCGGACAGACUUUACCACCGCACACGAUGGCCUACAGUCCUCGAUCAGGCACGUUGGAGCAGAUUGGCCAAUUUAAAGUCACCCGGCCUCAGCCCAAUGAGACGACCGUGUUCGACGGCACGGCGUUGUUCUUGCGCACCGUAGACGACCGGUUCUUAGAGACACAGGUCAUGGUGACGAUUCAUCGGAUGGAAGUAUUCAGGAUGGAAUUCACGCACGAUUCGCGGGGCCGCAUCAACCAGACGAGAACGUACACGCGCAACGUCGCGGUCAAUACGUACACCAAUGUGAAGAAUUACACAUGGGACUGUGACGGUCAGUUGACUGGCGUAGAAGCUCAAGAACCCUGGGGCUUCAAAUACGACGCGAACGGUAAUAUGCUAUCGCUCACGUACCGCGGCAACACGAUCCCAAUGGAGUACAAUGCCAUGGAUCGAAUAGUGAAGUUUGGCGACGGCAUUUACAAAUAUGACAACCGAGGCUUAGUGGUACAAAAUGCCAGAGAAGAGAGGUUCAAUUACAACGCUAAGGGACUUCUCGUGCGCGCCAUCAAACGUGGCCGCUUCGACGUGCGUUAUUAUUACGAUCAUCUGGACCGCCUGGCCACCAGGAAGGAUAAUUACGGCAACGUCACGCAAUUUUUCUACAACAAUCAGAAGCGGCCGCAUGAAGUGAGCCAAAUAUACAGCCCGCGUGACGGUAAAUUAAUGUCACUCGUCUACGACGACAGGGGACACCUUAUAUACGCGCAAGUGUACCGUCAUAAAUAUUACAUCGCCACUGAUCAGUGUGGUACGCCGAUAAUGAUCUUUAAUCAGUACGGAGAGGGCAUCAGGGAAAUUAUGCGAUCACCCUAUGGUCACAUCGUUUAUGAUUCAAAUCCCUAUCUUUACUUGCCGGUUGACUUUUGCGGUGGACUUCUGGAUCAGGUCACGUCCCUAGUUCACAUGCCGAACGGAAAAGUCUAUGACCCGCUAAUAGGUCAGUGGAUGUCGCCAAUCUGGGAGAACGUACUGGAUCGAGUGGAUAAACCGACGAAUUUGCACCUCUACAGAUUUAACGGAAACGAUCCGAUCAAUGUCAGGCAUACGAACAAACCGAAUCAACCAACCGAUCACAUAUCAUGGCUGACGCAUCUCGGAUAUGAUCUGAAGAGUCUAGCACCGCAACUGUUCCCGAACGAGCUGCCGGACAGCCUCGUACCGCAGGCAUUCGAUCCGGGCGCUUCCAUAUUUGGCAGAACGAAGAGAACGCGCAAUCUGGGCGUACAAUCCGGCUUCCUCGCAUACAUUGCCCAGAGACACUCGGGCGACGCGGUGAGCCUGUCGGCGCCGCCACGGUCCGCCCUGAAAAAGGACACCAGCGAACUGAUACCUAGCCGCUUGGGCGCUGCGUCGGAUCCACCGUUCGGCAAGGGUAUCCUGGUAUCGAGAACCGCCGAUGGCCAGGCAGUGGUGUCCAGCGUGCCGACGGCGAACGCGAUCUACGGCGACGUUUUCACGUCCGUGUUCAAUCGCUCGUACUUCCUACCGUUCACGUUCGUCGUGCAUAGCGCGCAGCAGGAUGCUUUCUACUUUGUGAAGGAGGAGACGUGGCGAGCGAGCGAGGAUCGUGGACAGCUGAAGCGGCUGGGCGGCCAGGUGAACACUACGUUCCACGAGAACGAGAACGGCAGCGGCAGCAGCUCGCUAAUCGACGUGAAGAUACACGGCGCCAGCUACGUGGUGAACCUGCGCUACGGCACCACGGCGGAGAAGGAGAAGCAGCGGCUGCUGCAUCACGCGAAGACGACCGCCAUCAGAAAAGCGUGGCACCGGGAACGCGAGGCGCUCAAGCUGAACAUCCUCACGUCGGUCGAGUGGAUGAUCGCUGAACAGGACGAGAUCAUGAAAAACGGUCUCGCGUCCAACUACGAGGGCGAGUACAUACACGACGCGCAGCAGUACCCCGAGCUCGCGGAGGACCCAUACAACAUCAGGUUCGUGAAGAAGUCCGUCGAUCAGUCGAGCAAGAAGCGACGCAGGAGGAGAGGUGCGUCGCCCUGCAAGCUCUGGUGGAUAGACAAGAUGUGCUAGAGUGAGGUCGACGUCGUCUAUUUCGUCGUCGUCAUUGUCAUCGUCAUCGUUGGCGUCGACACCGAGCGUCAGUAAUCGUAUCGUACCCCCGCCCCCGCGUGCGUGGGGACAUUGUCCAGUACGUCGAUGCCUGCGGGAAGUUUCGAGUGAACGACACACCCGGAGCGAGCGAAGGAUGAAUGAGAAGUCGACGAGAGGGAUAAGAGGGAUAAGAGAGAGAGAGAGAGAGAGAAAAAAAAAGAGGGAAGAAAGAGGAAGAGAGAAAAGCCGAGCGAGCCGCUGCGUAGCACGCAGCAGCAGCGCAGCGUCCGUAUAUGCGCACCGCAUAUAUAAACGUACUGAACACUAUCAAAAAAGUUUUAUACCAAAGUCUAUUUGUGUAUUUCGAAGAUGCCAAAAACACUAUAACGUUAUAUUAUAUAUAUAUAAUAUAUUAUAAAUAUAUACAUAUAUAUAUAUUAUAUGCCGCGAGAUAUAGGGUACAUAGUGCGUAAGAGCGUUUAAGGGUACACGCGCGGGGGAACGCGGGUUUCGCCGAGUAUAUUUCGCUCCACGGACCAGCUGUGCGACCGGUCUGCGACCGAUUUUCGCAGAUCCGCGAAAGCCUUACGAACGACGGCGACUGCGAGGGAAGAGAGACUGGAUCGGGAGAGGGUGUGUGUGGCCUGGUUCCGAACUACGAAAGGGAAUACUGCGAGAAUCUUCUCAAAGAUAUGUACGGUGCGACGCAGAACUUGGAGAACAUUACUGCCAGUUUGAACUCGACUCCAAGGAGCCUGGCUGUGUUCGCGUGAAGCAAGGCCGGCAAGCUCGUCGCGAGUUUGUGCUCGAGGCCUAAAGUAAAACAUGGCAAACCGUGGUACCGUGACGACGCGCCGCAUCGACGCGAGAUAACUAUAUAGGCAAAUUGCGAAGAGCGAAACGAGGGAAGAGAAGAGAGCCGAAGUCGAAGAGCAGGCCAUUCGUCGUUGAGGGCGACUCGAGUGAGAGAAACUAGUCAAUACAUAGCUUUACAUCCACCUAGUGGUCCUCUUCAGCGGAGAUUCAUGCAGAGUAAAUGCGAGAAGCACGUGAAUCGCAGAAGGACUGUUGCCAUUGGCAUGAUCAUGAUGAAUUGGACGAGUUUGCCUGGCGCGGUCGUCCCCGUUCGAUCCGCGCGAUAUUUUAACGUCGUACUUAGAAGAAGCGCGGUGGAAAUGCGGUACUCACAACGGCGGACGCGGUUGUUGGAAAGCAGCGGAAAGAACGCAGAACGCGCGGCACGUGUCUCAACAAUGAAUGGCCCCGUGAGAAGCGGAUGCGGACUGAGGAAGAGGAAUCGUAGACGAGAGACGAUCCUCUCGGUGUUCUUCAGGAGAACUGAGAAUGGCGAUUGCGCGGUCUCGAGCUUGAAUUCCGUUCGCGGCUUUAGACAGUUAAGGACGAGACGAAUUUGUAUUAUAAAGUGGUGCUUUUCUUGUACGAGAAUGAGAGAACGAGCGCGUGAGAGAAUGAGAGAAUGGGGAGAAUGCGAAAACUACUGAGCGAGUGAUAACUCUGCGACAAAGAGCGUGCAUGAAGACGUCAGAUACCAAUAGCGAGACUAAACGUAUUUUUAACAUGUGAUGUGUCCUAUCCGUAGCGUUAAGCGUUCCCGAUCGCCGCUAAUCGGCGAUCCGCAUCGCGUGCGAGUGUGUGCAGGAACAGAUAAGUCGUUCUGUCGGGAUCGACGGCGGGAAAUCCUCCCCUGUGAACCAUUCCCGGGGGAUCGCGGAAGCAGGAGCGCCGGAUGUUCGCGAGCCGACGUUCACGUAAGCCGGACACAAAGGGAAGAUGAAGGAGGGAGAGAGAUGGACUAAUUGUCGGUAAAUAAUACGUAUACAAGUAUCGCAUAUUUGUGCUUGCUGGAUAUGAACGUAACGAAUGUCAACUGUGUUUCCUCUCACCGGGAGUACUAAGUAUGUGUGUCUCCGAAAUUAUUACCCCGAUAAUCCCACCACCUUCCCACGCGCCAAGUUCCGAUCAUUUCGCCUGCUAUGCGCGCGCGCGCGCGUGUGUAUGCGUGUACCGUGUGCGCCAAUGGCCCGUGCAUCGGAACCCAUGUGCAUCGAAAUCCCCUUAUCACCAGAAGUCCCUCUCGUAUCACUGCCCAUCCCUGUUUCCACCCUCCAUUCUCCUGGCGAAUCCUUCUCCCUCUCCCCGUCUCCCCAGUCCUGUGACGAUCCCGGAUCUAUCGAUCCAUCGCGCGUAUUGUUUGCUCGUGUCUCCACGAACGCGUUCGUACUCGCCAUUGAUAUUUUGCAACGCGGCUUUAGAGACGGUGCCGUUUAUGGAUAUAGCUAGUGGCACAACGACAUUGCUGUCUGAAUAGAUGAAGGAAAAA
Ooceraea biroi (clonal raider ant) is the source of this 12861-nucleotide messenger RNA. It is a transcript of the gene Ten-a, whose product is annotated as Teneurin-a transmembrane protein. The record is from RefSeq and is a predicted model, not a curated record. NCBI's taxonomy places the organism in Eukaryota, Metazoa, Arthropoda, Insecta, Hymenoptera, Formicidae. Gene Ontology annotation, biological process: motor neuron axon guidance.